This is a messenger RNA of Didymodactylos carnosus, 955 nucleotides long. NCBI's taxonomy places the organism in Eukaryota, Metazoa, Rotifera, Eurotatoria, Philodinida, Philodinidae. The record is from the annotation of a GenBank genome assembly.
AACUGAUCUGAACUGAACGUCUUGUGAAAAAGUGAACUUUUGGACAUUUGUGGGGAAUGCGUCAAACUCUUUUCUUUCAGAUAAACGAAGAUCUUUCAUUUCAUUUAGUCUAUUUAACAUAAUCCGAAUGAAUAGUUUGACUAUAAAAUGAACAUUUAUCCGUCAAUAUUCUUUUAAAAUGGUUUUUGUUUUAAAAUUAAAACAUUAUUUAAGAACAUUCAAUCUUUUUGAGUCUUAUUAUUUACCAUCAACCACAAUCGAUCAGCAUCAUAAAUUAGAAAAUGAAUUAAUAUCAACACGUCUUUAUAUUCUUUUAUUAAUCAUUUCAUUUGUCAUUCUUGUUUUCUAUUCAUCAUUAAUACGAAUAACACAAACAGUUAUUGUUAAUGAACCAUCAAUUACCAAAUAUACACAAAUUUAUGAACGGUAUUCACAAACAUUGUCAUGUCCAUGUGAUAGGAUUUCUGUUUCAUAUAAAGACAUUAUUCAAAUACAACCGUUUUAUCAUCAAAUAUGUUCAUCAGAUUUUAUUAAAGAUCAAUGGAUUUUUUAUAUUAAUAAUCAACCUAUUGAUAAUGAUGAUAUGGAUCCACGUGAUUUUCGUUUGACUGGUGGUUCAUCAUUUCGAAUGUUACAAUAUAUAUGUCAGACAAGUAAUUCAACAAUUUUUAAUUCUAUAUCUACAUUUUAUUCAACACAAUAUAUAACAUCAACCCUUAUAUCAAACGAUUUAUUUAAUAAACAAAUAAAUGCAGAAAUUAAUUUAUUUAUAUCAACUACAAUAUCAACAUACGCACGAUCAUUACAAUUAAUACGUAGUACAACUCAGGCUAAUGGUUUAAUAUCAGCAUUACAAACAAAUGUUUACUUUGUAGAACAAGAUCCAAAUUAUUCCCAAACUACGGGUAUUAUAAUAGAGCCACAGAGUGUCUUCGAAAACCUUGUCAAAAAAUAG